This is a messenger RNA of Argiope bruennichi, 5177 nucleotides long. RefSeq names its product cholesterol transporter ABCA5-like. The transcript has 31 exons. Bases 347 to 4873 code for a protein of 1508 amino acids. Gene Ontology annotation, molecular function: ABC-type transporter activity; ATP hydrolysis activity; lipid carrier activity. Gene Ontology annotation, biological process: transmembrane transport; lipid transport. NCBI's taxonomy places the organism in Eukaryota, Metazoa, Arthropoda, Arachnida, Araneae, Araneidae. Gene Ontology annotation, cellular component: intracellular membrane-bounded organelle; membrane. The record is from RefSeq and is a predicted model, not a curated record.
UUGCUGAAAGGAAGAAUCGAUAACUAGGACAACACGCCAAUUCGCCAACACUUAUGCGAAAAAUCCUUGCAUUGUAUAACAUACAACUAACUUGCCAUUUCUGGAAAUCAGAAAUAAAUGCUUAAUUAUUUAUUAUUAAUUGGAAUGUAGAAAGAAUUUGAUGCUGUAGAUCCACAUGUAGAUUAACCAAUAGAUACUUAAUAUAAUUUUCAAUCGAAUCCAUUUUGAAAUCAGAAAGGAAGACGCAAUUCCUGAAGUAGUGAAUUGAGUUCAUUAUAAUCCUUAAUAAUCUGUAUCGGAUAAUUUGGACUCUCUCUAGAUCACAAGGAAAUAUAUAAAUUUCUGAAUGCUAAACAUGGGUUGGAAUACCUUCAAAUCACAGUGGAAAGCCUUAGUCAAGAGGAAUUUACUACUGAAAAAAAGAAAUUCUUACCAGUUAAUUACGGCACUUAUUAUUCCUGUCGCAGCAACACUGUAUAUUUUACAUCAAUCCAAUCAACCGUACAUCACAUCUUCAGCAAAGAUCGGAGUUGAGUACGAUUUGCCUCUUAUUUAUCUGGACGAAGACUUGAUAGGGAUACCAAACAACUUUCAUCUGUGUGUGGCUCCCAGUGACAUCGAGGAGCACUUCUUGAGUUCCAUACAAGCAUCGCUGUCUUUGUAUGGGCAGAAAAGAUUUGUGCAAAUUUCUUCGUUAGAAGACGAGAAGCAUUUGAAUGACAGAUUGUUGAAAAGGUAUCAGUAUAAUGCAACAGAAUGUGACGCAGGUGUCACAAUCAUUGGGAAUAUUUCAACAAGUGGAUCCUAUAUUGUUCGAGUGCCAGAUGACGGCUGUUCGCCAGUUUUAGCUCAAUACUGUUCCUAUGGGAUACUGAGUAAUAUUCAACAAGCUGUAGAUAACGCCUUUUUGCAAGAGUGGACCGGUAAUCCCAAUUUCAAACUGCCUUCAGCAAAGGUCCGAGGUCUUAUUGAUGUGCAUGAGACGCCCAGGAACACUAUGUAUCGAGUUGUCAAAUUUCUAUUAUUGGUAAUAUACUUUCCAAUAAUUACGAUUAUCACCGAAAACAUCAUUCACGAAAAGAAUUCGAAGAUAAAAGAAAGUAUGUUUCUGAUGGGAAUGAAACCAUUCCCAUAUUGGUCAGCAUGGCUGUUUUGUGAGAUUGUGGUAAUCAUAAUUGUAAUGUGCCCCGUUUCCAUUGCUCUCUGCGUUGCAAGUGUCUCUCCUAUCCGAGACAUUCUGCUUCAUUUUCUUCUCUGGUUCGGACUUGGAUGCUCUUUGAUGGUUUUCACGAUGACAAUAACACGUUUUUGCACUCAACCGAUGGUAGCAAACACAGUCGCCUUCUCUUUCCUUCUAUCUGCUGUUGCUUCAGAGGCCUUUCAACAGAGAGAAAGCCACGAAGAUAUGAGUAUCAUUGAAUAUUUUGCUAUGUUGGCAUCGCCAGUUGCAUAUGAAAAAGGAUUUAAUAGAAUUAUAAGAGAGCACGAUUACGGAGGAGCUGUACCUGCGAUUUUGAUAAUUUUUGCUGAUCUUAUCCUAUAUUCCAUUGUUGAUGUGAUUCUGGAAAAUUUGUCUCCAUGUGGUGUUACUAUUCCUUGGGGGAAACUUAAACCAAAUGGCAAAAAUUCAAAAGGGGGGAAAACGGAGGAUGUUCAUGAAAACGAAGCUUUUAUUGGCUCAUCGUCAUCCUUGCCCAACCUGGAUCCUUGUAUCAAACUCGAAAAGAUUAGAAAAGCCUUUUCAUCCGGUUUCAAACAGCCAAGAACAAUUGCUUUAGAUGGUGUGACAUUCUCAAUAUAUAAAGGCGAAGUGACGUGCUUAUUGGGUCCCAAUGGAGCUGGCAAAAGCAGCCUCAUGAAAAUUGUCAGUAGAAUACUGUCACCGGAUGAAGGCAAGAUGACGAUCGCAACUUCUUUUCAACUUGGAGUUUGCCCCCAAGAGAAUAUUUUACACGAUGAAUUGAAUGCAUACGAACACUUGCAGUUUUUCGGAAGUCUGAAAGGAAUUCCGAAUGUAGAGUUAGAUUCCAAGGUGACGACACUGCUGGAGAAUUUUGAUUUAUUAUCUAAAAAGGGUACCUGGAGCAAGGUAUUAAGCGGAGGACAAAAAAGAAAGCUGUGUGUUGCCAUUGCCAUGAUAGGUGAACCUGAGGUCCUGCUUUUGGACGAGCCAAGUAGUGGAAUGAGUCCAUAUGGUCGAAGACAAUUAUGGAAUAUGUUGCAAGAGUAUACUAAAUUAGGUCGUUCUGUGCUUUUCACGACUCACUACAUGGAUGAGGCUGAACUCUUGUCUGACAGAAUAGCUCUCUUGAAUUAUGGAAAACUAAAAUAUUACGGCACAACCAUGGACAUAAAGAAGCAGUUUGGUGGAGGUUACCAUGUGAGGAUAUCAUUGCAGUCGGAACCAUCUUUAUACUGCAAAUCAGAAUUAUUGAGUUUAAUCAGCGAUCUCCCAUCUAAACCUAAAGUGAUGUUUACCUCUGAUUCCGAAAUAUUUGUGAAGCUACACUCAUUUGAUGCAGCGUAUUGUGUUGAAUUCUUUAGUAAAAUAGAGGAACAAUACAAAGACAUCGGAUCUGAUUGCUUCACUAUUUGUGUAUCGGCUUUGGAAGAGAUAUUUUCUUAUUUAUCAGAAGAGAACAAGGAACAGGUUUCAGAAGAAAGAAAAACUGAGGAUCCGAAAUUUGAAUACGUCUCAAGCACUUGGACAAACAUCAACGAACUAAUUCGUGCAAGAUGUCGUGUACUCCUUCGCAGUUAUUAUACGUUGUUUCCCAUAAUACUUCCUAUAUUGCUUCUAUCUUGGAACAAACUUUUGUCAAAUGCAACCAGACGAAACACUGAAAUUAGUCCCAGUUUGUAUAAACAUGAAAUUAUACAAGUGAUAAAUGCAACAGGAAUACCAUUAACUGAUUUUGAAAAAGCCCUGUCUAAACUGGAUAUGCAUUUUACUUUAGUCAAUUCUGCGCUCUUUGAUAGAGAAAAGAAUUUCAUUAAAACAGAAGUUAACAAUUACGGAUUUUUCAAUGAAAUGUUGGACGUGAAUUGGAAUUGGACAGUCUCUUUGAGCAACCCCUUUGCUCUUCCAGCACUUCAGAAUUUAAUGUCCAAUAUCUUGUGGAAGACGUUUGAUGAUGAACUGGGAAGAGAAAUAAAGAUAUCAGUGCAGCCAAUCACAAUAAUUGAACAGAAUUUCAGUUUCUUCCAAUCAGAAACAUUCUUGACACUGAUGCACAUUAGCUUGUGUUUGAUAUUUGUCGCCCUAGCCUUAGGUUUAGAAGUAGUUAAGGAAAAAGAGAAAAAUGUCAUUUGGCUCAUCUCAACAACCAGAAAUAAUGCUCUAUCUUAUUGGAUAUCGACCUUUUGCACACACCUUGCACUAUGUUCUGUAUCAUUCUUCGUGAUUCAAAGCAUGCUGUUGAUCUUUGGGGUGUACGUUUUUCAGAAGUUUUCUCUGUGGAUAGCUUUCUAUCUUUGCAUGCCCGGAUGUCUUUUAACUGUGUAUCUCAUGGGUCAGUUCUAUAAAAAUUAUAAGAGUGCUGACAUAGGAAUGACAUUUACGGUAGUUAUAGCUACCACAGCUUUAUUUUUAGCCUUUCUCGCAGCAGUGGCUAAAGAAGUUCCUCACAUUCCCAUUUUGAAUAUCCUGGCUCUAUUUCUUAUCCCAGUCUACGCACCAUUUGGACUAAUUAUCCUUCUUUGUCAAGGUGAAACAGAUGAUUCAGUCACUAGUGGGUACCAAUGGAAAAUUGUUUGUGGACUAAUAAUUCCAUUUAGCAAUUUAAUCUACGGAUUAUUGCUAAUUUAUCUUGGAGAGUGGAUAACAUUUAGAAGGAAAGCGAAAAUACAAUUAAUGAGUCAAGCAACUUGGGACAAUGAGCGCAAUCCAAAGGCUACUGUGGUCUUAAAAUCUAUAAAAAAAGCCUACGUAUCGAAACGAUGUUCUCGCAAAAAGAGAGAAAAUGUGGCAAUUAAAGAUCUGAGCAUGACUUUUCUUGAGGGAGAAAUAUUUGCCCUCAUGGGCAGUAAUGGAGCAGGAAAGAGCACACUCAUGAAACUCCUGUCACUCAAUGUGGGACUGACUUGUGGUGAGAUAAUCAUUCGUGACAAAUUAUUGGAUUCUACCACAUAUUGUGCGGAAGAGAACACAAUAUGGCCCAAUCUGACAGUUGAAGAACACUUGCGAUUGUUUGCAGUUUUAAAUGGGGUUCCAAGAUAUAAUGCGGAAGAUGUUGUCAAUAAUAUCAUGAAAGAUCUUGCCCUGGGAAGUCAUGCGACUAAAAGAGCCAGACACCUAUCAGGAGGAUAUCAAAGAAAGCUAUCUAUUGCUCUAAGUCUUUUGGGCAAUUCCAAACUUGUUCUGCUGGAUGAGCCAACUACAGGAAUGGACCCAGUUUCCAAACAGAGACUCUGGAGUAAACUGCAUAAGGAUUUUCCAUCGACCUCUGACAGAACUCUAAUUGUCACUACACACUCUUCGAAUGAAGCCGAAAUUAAUUGCACCAGGAUUGGCCUAUUCAUAGAUGGCAACCUCAGGUGCUUAGGAACCAGUCAAGCUCUCAAAAAACAAUUCAGUAUUGGAUACGAACUGACAGUUAGACUGAGAAAUGGCGAAAUCGAGAAGUUCAAUAGAUUUCUCAUCUCUGAAAUUCGAGAAGCUUUCGAAAAAUCUCAAAGAGGCUUAACAUUGCAGUAUUAUAUCCCAGCAAAAGCUUUCAAAUCCAUGUCAGCGUUAUUUACUGAAGUUGUGAAAAUUCAAUCAUUUGAUGACGUGGAAGAUUGCUUCAUCACUGAAUGCUCAUUGGAUCAGAUAAUUCUCGAUCUCCUAUCUCAAGCGAAUGCACAAAUUGGAGAUGAGGAAUGCUCUGUGUAGAUCUUAGCUACAAAGUCGAAGAAAAUGUUUGGAGCUUCGAUGGUUUUUCAUGCUUUUUAUGUCUUUCUGGGCCUAUAUACAUGCUCAUCAUUUAUUUUACAAUUUUAUACUUACAAUCGCUUUAAAAGUACAAAUUCGAUUUUUAACUGAACUAUUUUCAGCACAAUGUAUUAAUUUAAUUGCUCAUUCCCUAUCAUAACCUCAUGUUCAGUGUAAUUCGAAGCCUUUCAUUCGAAUCUUGUUAAAACUGCUAGUGUACUUGCGAUUGUCUGUAUGUUUCAAUAAAUAUUUCUUAAUGUCUUUA